ACCCCCACACAACCAAAACAUUCUCUAUCUUCAAACACCUUUCUCUUAAAACUCUCUCAGUCAUAUGUUUUUAAUCUCAUGUCCUACUAAACCUUACAAGCUCUUCCGAUCACCGGGGAAACCGGAGUUUAAACCCGCGACCGGGACAUUAAAAGUGAGGUAAACUACUACUAAGAUGGCAAUGAUGAGUUGGGAACAGAGGGGUUUGCUAAACGAGCUUAUUCAUGGACUAAAAGCUGCAAAGCAACUCCAAGCUUCACCGUCGCCUUCGCCAUCGCCAUCGCCAUCGUCAUCUUCUUCUUCGUGUUUGACAAGAGAGAUGAAGGAUACCCUCUUGCAUCAGGUGGUUUCUUCUUACGAGAACGCUAUUAUGAUGCUAAACGGAACACACAAUCCAACGACAGAGAGGGCAACGUAUCCGAUGGCUAACUCGGGUAAGGUUCCGGAAUCUCCAGUGUCGAUUACCGGAAGUCCGAAAAGCGAAGAGUUUCUUGAUGAUGGAUCCAAAGAUUACACCUUAAGUUCUAAAAAGAGGAAGAUGUUGCCAAAGUGGACAGAGCAAGUGAGGAUUAGUCCAGAGAGAGGCUUAGAAGGACCUCAUGAUGAUCUCUAUAGCUGGAGAAAAUAUGGCCAAAAAGACAUUUUGGGCGCCAAAUACCCAAGGAGUUAUUACAGAUGCACAUUUCGUAACACACAACACUGUUGGGCAACGAAACAAGUUCAAAGAUCGGACGGUGAUCCAACGAUCUUCGAAGUAACAUACAGAGGAACACACACUUGCUCACAACAGGGGAACACACCUCAACUGAAACGAGAAACCAAACCAAAUAACCCAAUCAUAAAAACAAUAAAUUACCAAACUACCCUCCUCGACAGUCUCAGGACCAAUCUCACCGUACGUACCAACGGACUCGAAGGCGAAGCUUUCUCCUUCCCCGUUACUCCGCCGCCUUUUUACUCUCUCGACUCCAUCCACGGUGGAGGAACGUUUCGCCACGUGGGAAACUCUUGUCCGUCGGAUUUCACCGGGUUGAUCUCUACUAAUACCUCCACAGGAAGUUCUCCAAUCUUCGACGUUGAUUUUCAUUUUGAUCCUACGGCUGAGAUAGACGCAGGCUUCCCCACGUUUUUACACGAUUCUAUUUAAUUAUUUAUUCUUGAGAUUAAUU
Messenger RNA from Capsella rubella, 1169 nucleotides. RefSeq names its product probable WRKY transcription factor 41. Gene Ontology annotation, biological process: regulation of DNA-templated transcription. The coding region runs from base 176 to 1147 and encodes 323 amino acids. The record is from RefSeq and is a predicted model, not a curated record. Gene Ontology annotation, molecular function: transcription cis-regulatory region binding; DNA-binding transcription factor activity. Lineage: Eukaryota; Viridiplantae; Streptophyta; Magnoliopsida; Brassicales; Brassicaceae. Gene Ontology annotation, cellular component: nucleus. The transcript is spliced from 3 exons.